UCUUUUCAAUUAUUUUGUAAAAUUAAGGCCAAGUACAGUCCACUUAAUGAUAACAAAUUAGUUUAUUUCUUCCUUUAUGUUGGCUACAGGCUACUAUCUCUUGUGUGCAGUUGUAGACCCCUUUUCAAAAUAAUGUUUUUAAUUUCAAAUUCAACAGAUUUAGUCACUAAUUGUACUAUGACUAAUGUAGAAAUAAACUUGUACAAUUUCCUGGAUAAUUUAUUAGUUAACUGAAUAAAUGCAAUAACUAACACUAAUCCAAAUAUUUCACUGAAUGAUUAGCACUGUAUCAGCUGAAAAAUAAUUUAAUGCCGCACUGAUUCUUGUAUUUAUAAUAAAGCCUUGUUUGUAGACACCUUUCAAUAUUACUAAUAUUUUUGAACAUUUUAGGUAUUCUUGGACUGCUUUUAUGAACUUAUUUGAUCUUAAUGUUAUGCACUCUAGCAAACCUUUAAAUUAAGGCAGUAAAAAUAUAAUCCACAGCAGUAUGUGUGAUUCUCUCUCUACAUUUUCUUUUACACAUAUACUUCUGAGUAUUAUUUCACUUGUAUUAUUGCACAGUAUAAAUUACAUCAAAAGAAUGUAAUAGUUAUGAUUUGUAGACUCGUAUUAAUUGAUGAAAAGCCAUCUAGUGCUCUUGAUCUGUUGAUGAAGAUGGGAACAACCUUCAAAGGCUACACAACCAUGAAUUUUCAGAGACCUACAACAAUCACUCUUCAACGAGCUUCAGGUACAUCUUCCGCUGCAGGAACUUCUCACUUACAGAAUACUGUGGUUUCACUUCAGUACAUGAAAGAGCACAUGGGAGAUUCCAUAGCAAAGCAGAGUGGAAUCUUGAAUGUGAGUGGAGAAGCUGUUGCAAAAACGACCAGUCAGAGCUAUACUUUCAAGGCUGUUCCAACCCAGUUGAUUACUGUACCUAUAGCAAGUGCCAGUACUCUAAACAAAAUGUUGCCAUUUAAAAGUGAUCCAGCAAUACUGCCAAAAACUGUAUCGCCAAUGAUAUUGAGCACACCACAACGCACUAAUAUACAUCUCAUCAAUACCAGUCCAAGAACUCCUCAGCACACACUGUCCCCUGUAAUUGACCAUGGUGUUAACAGGUCAGGAAAAAGGCCACAUGAACUGACUCUUUCAGACUACUCAGAGAGCAAAAGAAACAAGAAAGGGGAGAAAAGUGGCAAAGGAUUACGUCACUUUUCCAUGAAAGUGUGUGAAAAGGUUAAAGAAAAAGGAACUACCUCAUAUAAUGAAGUAGCAGAUGAAUUAGUAUCAGAAUUUACAGACCCUCAAAGACAGAUUUCACACAGUGAUCAGUCUUAUGACCAAAAGAAUAUCAGAAGAAGAGUUUAUGAUGCUUUAAAUGUUCUGAUGGCCAUGAACAUUAUUUCUAAAGAAAAGAAGGAGAUCAAAUGGCAAGGGUUACCUACUAACUCAGCUCAGGAAUGCCAAAACUUAGAGAUAGAAAAAAAGAAAAGACUAGAAAGGAUAAAAAUGAAAAAACAACAGCUACAAGACCUUUUAUUACAGCAAAUUUCUUUCAAAAACUUGGUGAAACGAAAUAAAGAGUUGGAAAAAAAACAGAACGUUCCUGCACCAAACACCACCAUCCAGUUGCCUUUUAUAGUUAUUAAUACACAUAGAAGCACUGUGAUUGACUGCAGUAUAUCCAGUGAUAAGACGGAGUAUCUGUUCAAUUUUGACAACACUUUUGAGAUCCAUGAUGAUAUAGAAGUUUUAAAGAGAAUGAAAUUAGCUUACAAUCUAGAUAAGGGUGCAUGUUCACUUGAAGACCUGAAUGAAGCACGGCAGUUGGUACCAAAAGCUUUGGAGUCUUAUGUUGUCCAAAUGUAUCGAGGUAAUGAAGAUUUACUAGCUGGUAUGGAACUGGAAGAUGGGCUUCAUGCUGGGCAAGGAGGUGAGACAUCCAACUCUUACGAUCGAGCUGACAUGGAGGUUGCCAUGGCAAUGGCAAGAGCACAAGGCCUUUCUAGGCAAUCCAGCAUUGGAUCUCCUUUGGAUUUUCCAUCUCGUCCAGCAACUAGUACACCCUCUGAAGACUACUCCGGUAGUGAUUCUGAGCCUUCCAGUCCAGGAGACAAAAAAUGACCACUUCCCACACAACACAACUUUUACCAAAGUGCCCUACUAUCCCUAGCUAGCAUCAGAACUUUAAAUAACUUCAUAAAGAAGAAGUCUUAGCUUCUUGGGGUAUCAACUAAAGUGGUAUUAAGAAAAAAAAUUAAAUAUACUUGGUACCAAUAUGCUUAGUUCAACACCUGGUUUCAUGCCAUACUUAUUGCAUGGCACAUACCAGACCUAUGUUUGAGUUAGUGAAAUACACAUUUCAGAAAGUGGGAUACAUAUUAAUUGUGCUGCAAUAUCAUCAGAAAACACUGAAACAAAUUAACAUGUCUCUCACUGCCCUACAGACAUUGAUAACUUUGUUGAAAGUAUCUUUUAGGGUUUCUGUUUUAUAAGUAGGUUAUCAGAUUUUAGAGGAUUUAAGAAACUCGUAUUAUCAGUGGAUAUCCAAACAUGUUCAUGUUUCAAAGCUUUAACUUUUGUAUAUUAGUUGCAUAUAAAGGUAACAAUAAUUAGUUGUAAUAUACAGUUAAACAUACAAAGUGUUGUGUUGUGCAAGACUAAUUUCUGAGGAUGGGUUUCGUUCAGCAUAUUAUGGGUUUUAAUGCAACAUUUUUUAAAAUUCUAGUUGGCAUUUUUAGGUAUUUAUUAACUGAUACUUGGGGCAAUUAGACAAAGUUUGUUUUUGUAUCAGCUACUAUAAUAGAUUAUGAGUAAGAAUGUGAGCAGUUGUUUCUUUUUUAAGGUGUUAUACCUAGACUUGAGUUGUAGCUCAUUUAAAUUUUGCUUGACAUUCAAUGCAGUUUUUUGUUAAUAGUUAUUCAGAAUGUAGGUCAUGAUGUUUAUUGUUAUUUUGGUAAAUGUAAGCUGUGUUACAGUGUUUCUGAUUCUUUUGUUGUGCUGGAUACAAAUCAAUUUUCUCUAGAAAAUAAAAAUAAAAUUAUGUUCAACCUGCUCAUGUAACAUUUGCUUUAAUAUUUAUAAAGCAGUGGACUAUUAUUGUGGAAUUUUUUAUUACAAUUUUGGUGUGUAGAAUAAUUUUAUUUGAUAUUUUAACUAAUUUUUUUUUCAUUAAAGAGUGUAAAGUGAUUUACCAAUUCUAGAAUCUUAACAAGACAAGAUUUUCAACAUCCAAGUCGUUGCCCUUGAUUGAAAUAUGACAAUUUUUUUGUUAAAACUAGUCACUAAAGAAAGAAUAAUCAUAUUUCUUAACAGCAGAGAUCAUAAUGAAAUACCUUUAACAUCUAUUUUGUCGUGCAUGUUAGAAUUAUGUACUUAAUAAAUAAUGUUAUUCUUUAGUAAUAACAGUAUUUAUAAGUCACCUAAUAUUACUUGUUUAUUUAGAAGGGGCACUUGAUUUAAUUAACAUAUAUUUAAUUUAAUUUAAUACUGCCUGCUUGCAUAAAUAUUCCUGGAAACUGAAUGAAUUAAAAGACCCCACAAAUCUAUGAUGAUAUUUAUUUUUGUUCCUUCUCGAAUAACAUUCUUAUUAAUAAUCAUACUUCUCAUUUUGAGGGAUAUAUAUGGAUUGAUAUAAUAUUUUCAACAGUACUUUCCAGUGUUUAGGAAUUACUGCAUAGGCAUGUUUCAGUGGCAAGUCACCAUGAUCAAGUUUCUGUGUCACAGUGAUAUUAUGGUGUUCAAGUCUUAAGGAUCAGAGCCAAGAACAUUUGCUAAAUGUGUUAGAAUGAUUAGAUUUUAAUGGUAUGAUGUAUAUAAUUAUAACUACUCAAAACUAAGUGUGUGUGUGUAUAUGGUACGUAUCAGAUUUUUUAUGUAGUAAUGAAAUCCAAAAUAUUGUGACAUGAAUGUAAGAUUGUUAAGAUUUUGUGUACAUCUAAUAGCCAACUUCAAUGAUCAGAUUCACUUAUAUAACUCUUUUUUUCAUUUAACAACAAUAUUGGUACUAGUUAAUUACAAUGUACUAAUUAUCACCUGGACCUGUAUGCUGCUGAUUAGUUUUUCACAGCUAACUUAAUUGCUGCUAUAGGCAAAGAUGGAGAGAAAAAUUUAGCGAACUGGAUUAUGAUAUUUAUAUAUAUAAUAUAUAUACGUAUAUACACACACACACAUAUAAUUUGCAGUUUUGAUCAAACUAUUGAAGGAAAUACCUUAGUAAAUUUAAUAUGUGCCAUGUACAAAAGAUAAAAGCAAAGAUUGAAAUAAGAUUGUUUGGUAUAAUAAAAAUGUCUGUGAAUAACCAUUUAAACAGGGAAUUGUAGUAUAAAUGUAAUUUGUUCAGUAGAUCUCUUUAUAGUGCAAAGCUUUUUUCACAUUAUAUUUUGAAUGAACACUGGAAUAUGAUUUCACAUUAAAUCUACAGAAUAAUUUUGAUUAUAAAAUACCAUCUACAACCAAACUUUUUAUGUGCAUUAGGCUUAAAAAAUUACAACAGCUUGCAACUGCAGUUCUACAUGCUUUGUUUCAGUUUCAUUAAAGCACAGUAGUUUUUAUGUCAGUAACUUUUCAUAAAACAGGUUUCUUCAGUGUUGGAAAUUUAGUAAAACUACCCAGAAAUGCUGAGUUUAAAGAGUAGUGCUGGAAAUGAGCCUUAUCACACUAAUCAACUAUUCAUUGAAAAUGAACCCCUUGCUCAGUUGAGCCUUUAUAUGUUACAUUGAAGUGGUAAAACUUAGAUAUCUUCCAAACUUGAAGAAUUCAUCAACUUUAUAUGUUUAGAUAUUACAUAUAUCUUUAAAGGUGCAUUACAUUUCGCUUCAUUAGCAUCUAAAAUUGUUAAUGAUUUUGUUAAAUCACAUACUGCUAUUCACACUCAAACUAUUCAGAUUCAGUGAAGGGGCUGAACAAUGGCAUAGGUAGUGAUGGUUUUAGCUUCUAUUACAUAUCCCCAUAAAAUUGGAAUAAUGCAAAGAUAAUAUUUGAAAAUUAAAUUUUUGUUAAUGAAAGAAAAUAAAUAAUUUCACUGAAACGAGUAAGCUUUAAUAUUGCUUGUUUUAGGGCUUUAAAGGUUUUGUAUCAACGAACCUGAUUGAAUAUGUGUGUUCUUUAUUUCACUUUCAUUUUAUAUAUUUGAGCUUGUGUGCUCAGUUUGAUUAACUUAAACACAACAGAAAAAAUAUUUGUAUCACUUUUUUAAUUUUGCUCCAUGUUGUGUGAAUGUGGUUCACUUAAAAUUAGACCAUUAAAUAACAGCCUAUACACUGUUCAUUUGCCUGCACCUUUUACACCUAAGCUAGUGAUAGUCAUAUGCUAUAUAUUUCAAAGCUUUAACACUAAGUCAUUUACACCUAUUCAGCUUAGUUUUAAAUGGGCAUUUUACUUUUAAAUGAUUUCAUUAAAAAACCAACCAAUUGGAAUUUUCAUGUGGUAGUUUAUGGGUUAAAAUCUGAUGUUCUUUAAAAAAAUUUGUGAUUUUUUAGACUUAAUUCAAUUUGCCAAAUGCCUACCAUUAUCCUUUAACUGUGAAACAUAGGUGGAAAAGUGAAGAACAGUUAACAGAAUCCUUCUGACUAUUGUAGUGUUCAUUUUAAAAAUGAAAACAGAGAAGGGUGUUCUGUGUGUUACUGCCCUUUAAGGAUGAAAUAUAUCAAAAACUCCUAAUUAUUCUUAUGGCAUUAUAAAGAAAAAGUUCAACACAUACUGAUACUUACAAAGAACUUUUUUUAAACUAUGAACCUAUGUUUAAGUAUUAUUAUUGAUAAUGGUACAGUGUUUCUGUAUUAUAUGUGGAACAAAAGAAAUUAACUUCAGUGUACUAACUAAUAUCUUUUGAAAAUUGUUUUACUGUACUUGAUACUUAAGUUUUAUUGGAACUGUUUAUAGCUUAUGGAAGUUGCUCCUGACAAAAUUCUGGAACAGUAAAUUUAGCAAAAGAAUAAAGUUAAAAAGACUUAUUUGCCACUAGUGCUAGUAAUUUUAGAUAUAGCCCUUCUUCUGUAAAAUAUUUAUUUGCUCUGAUUGUCACUAUUUACAGGGGCCUUUGAAUAAAGACUUUCAAAUUGAAUUAAAAUAGUUCUGAAGUAUUUUAACUAUGCUGUUUCAUUAAGAGAACAAGAAUUAUAUAUAUUGUAAUAUGGGCAUACAAAUUCAGUAUGUUGUAUAGGCCAUGUCAUUUUUUUUUUUUUAUUGAAGUAGAGAAGUAUUAACCUGAUAUUUCAGUAUGUUUAUCUCCAACAAUAUAUUUUAUUAUUAAUAAUCAAAACCACACUUACAAUCAAAUCCAGAAUUAUCAACUGUAUUGAUUUCUCUCUACAAUUUUUCUGUAUUCCUAUUAAAAACAGUAGGCAGGCAGUAGCUUAUUAUAUGUAGUUUAACUAACUUUAUUUAUUUCAAUAGUUAAUUUUAAAAUCUUUAUUAAUGAACAUCCUUUUAAAGUAAUCUUAAUUAUUGUAAUGUGUCCAAGUGUACUUCUGGUAGUAAUUGCUAGUUGUAAAAAAAAUUAUACUUGUCACCUUUUUAUACAUUCAGUAUUAUGGAUGAAUACUUAUUUGAUUUUAUGUUUUACUGUUAUUACUUGAAUUUAUAUGUCUAUUUUGUAUUUUUAACACUAUAAGGAACCCACCAAAAUCUGUAUUGAUUUUCAGUGAUGCAUUAUGUGACAAGUUAAUAAACUGGAAGUAAAUUCAUAUGCUUUUCUUCUUCAAGAUAGUGUAAUAUAAAGCAUGGCUUAUUUGUUCUAGCAAAUUUUUAUACCAAAACCUGUAGAAGGCUUUAAAAACUUUUCUCAGGUUUAAGGCACCACUAGAAGUUUUAUUUUUUCUUGCAUGCAAUAAGACUUCUAACAAAUGAAAAGGACCAAAUGCUACCACAGUUAUGUGGAAACAUCUGUGAUGACCAGCCUUACCGAAAAUACAUUUUGGUAUCUGUGAAGAACAGUAACAAUAACUGUACUCAUAUGAACUGUGAUGCACAUAAAUGAUGUAUGUUUGCAUGGUGGUUGUGAAAACAAUCUGUGAAUCUUAUUUUUUAAAAACUUACUGGUCCAUGCUAGUUUUGUACAGAAUUGAUUUUAAAUGUCUAUUUUCCUUGUGUAGGUGAAGUAAAGAACAUAUUCAAACAGCAAGCUGUGUUGAAAACUAAUAUUAAUACAUGACUGCAUCAGACCUACCUACUAUGUUGAUAAUUGUGGUAUAGGUAUGGAUCUCUGAUAUGUUGUUUUAUAUAAAUAUAUACAUUACAAUCUCAUUAAAUCAUACUUAUUAUUCCUUGUCCAUUUCAAAUGAUCAGUCUGUUAACCACAUUUAAUUGUUAUUAAUGAUUCUGUACAGACCUUUAGUAAUAUUCUGUACAUUGGAUGAGUACAGGCAUUGUAUUCUCAUUUAAUGUUUGUUGCUCCAUGUAUACGUGUAAUAGAUCAAACAAGGGUAGUGAAAUAUUAAAAUAAUUUGUAAUGGUAAA
This is a messenger RNA of Limulus polyphemus (Atlantic horseshoe crab), 7443 nucleotides long. Its product is annotated as transcription factor Dp-1-like. Lineage: Eukaryota; Metazoa; Arthropoda; Merostomata; Xiphosura; Limulidae. Gene Ontology annotation, biological process: regulation of transcription by RNA polymerase II; regulation of cell cycle. The record is from RefSeq and is a predicted model, not a curated record. The coding region runs from base 592 to 2109 and encodes 505 amino acids. Gene Ontology annotation, molecular function: RNA polymerase II transcription regulatory region sequence-specific DNA binding; DNA-binding transcription factor activity, RNA polymerase II-specific. The transcript is spliced from 12 exons. Gene Ontology annotation, cellular component: transcription regulator complex; nucleus.